CCUUUUUUUUUUCAUCUGCGCCUCUUCAGACGUGGUCUGAAUCUCCAGUGAGCUGAGAGAGAGGCCAGGAAGACCCCCACCCCCCAACCCUCAACCCCCCAAACAACAUUUAUCAACCUUAACGCGGUGGUGGGCGUCUCCACAUCAGGAAUAAUAAUGGACUAACAGUCUUUUCUGCCGUUUCAGCUUGAUCACCACUCUGGCUUCUCGGGGAGCUGGAAGAAGAUGAGCCCUUUCUCUUCGGCUGAGGAGGGUUUGCUGCUGUUGCUGUGUGGGGGAGUGGGCUACAUCCUGUGGCGUUUCCUGUGUUUGUAAACUAGACGGUGCAGAAAACGUCGGCGAGCAAAGCUGUUUUAGUACUAGAUGAGUGAGGUGGGUGUGGCUUCCCACCAGCCCGACCAUCCUGACUGACGGAUCUCUGGAUGACCUUGUCCCCACCCCUGUCCCUGCGCUCACAUAUACCACAGCAAUGUCACAUCUGCCCAGCAGCUCAGUCCGCGACCAUAUGAAAUGGGCGGGGCUGCUUGGCUGCGAAGCUGUCCUGUCCAGCAUGGCCCUGAUGCAGGCCAGUACAAUGGCUGCUCCUCCUAAAAAAAUGAUGGCUCCGCUCGGCCAUGCACCGCCUCAGAGAGACGGACCCGACCGUGCUCCCCAGAGCCACAUGAUCCUCCCUUCUGGAAUGAGCUGCCCACCCCUGCUUAUCAGGAAGGAAGGUGAAUUCCAAGCUCCCCGCCUGCUGGAUGAGAAGGACAUGAGGACCAACGAAGACAUGCAGCAGAAGAAAAAGAACAGGAAAUCAGUGACGCCCUGUAAAGUGAGAGAACAAGAAGGAAGGGGAGGGAAGGGCACAGGUGGAGAUGAGAAUGGUCCGGCCUCCAAAGUGCAGAAAAAUUUUAUUUGUGAUCAUUGUUACGGAGCAUUUAGAAGUGGAUAUCACCUAAAGAGACAUAUCCUCAUUCAUACAGGGGAGAAGCCGUAUGCUUGUGCCGUUUGUGACAUGAGGUUUAUUCAGCGUUACCACCUGGAGAGACACAGCCUCAUUCACACGGGGGUGAAGCCGUUUGCUUGUUCCAUGUGUGACAUGAGGUUUUUCCAGCGUUACCACCUGGAGAGACACAGACUCACUCAUACGGGGGUGAAGCCGUACGCUUGCUCCAUGUGCGACAUGAGGUUCUUCCAACGUUACCAUCUGGCAAGACACACCCUCACACACACCGGGGUGAAGCCAUACGCUUGCUCUGUGUGUGAUAUGAGAUUUUUCCAACGCCACCACUUGGCACGACACAGCCUCACUCACACGGGGGUGAAGCCAUAUGCUUGCUCCAUGUGUGACAUGAGAUUUUUCCAGAGAUACCACCUGGCAAGACACACUCUCACUCACACGGGGGUGAAGCCAUACGCUUGCUCCAUGUGUGACAUGAGGUUCUUCCAGCGUUACCAUUUGGCAAGACACACCCUCACUCAUACCGGGGUGAAGCCAUAUGCUUGUACCAUGUGUGACAUGAGAUUUAUUCAACGCUACCAGCUGGAGAGACACAGCCUCACCCAUACAGGUAUGUGCUCAUUUACUCGUAUUUGCCUCCAUCCAAUCGCUUCCUGGCUUUGGUCGUGCAUGCAGUACGCAUUAAUGGUUGAAUGGCUGCUUCAAACUCGAGUUUGUAAUGCUUGCUUAUAACUAUCCUGGCAGUUGCUGAUUUAGUCUUGGAGCAUCUUUACAAAUCGUUGGUGUGUUAGAACAUUUUCCCUGUUCUUUGUUUAUGAAAUGACAUGACAACCAGGAAGAACGUGGAAAUCAGGCUUUUUAGCCGUCAUUGCAUUACUGCAGCCCUGGAAUAUCUUGGUGCAUGCUUCCUGACUGAUGAUUUUUUAAUGCAAUUUUAUUAUAACUCAGAGAUGUUUGCCAGAGAUCUUCAGAAAGCAAACUUAAUAAAAUAUUUAAUCAAUGUUUUAAAACUCAAGAUCAAAUUUGCCUUACAUUGUUGCGCAAUGAAAGCUAAAUUGCUGCCUGCAAAUCAGAGAUUCAUGCAGUUGUAACUUUAGUCUGAUUGAGAGAUGUAAAUUUAGCAUAUCCUGCAGUCGCACACACAAAAGGAAGCACUUUGUGAGGCCAUAUCAAACUGGAACUGCGCUCAGAAUGGGCACUAAUUUUACGUUAACGCUUUGGUUUACUGGGCAAAGAAAAAACCCCAGCAAAUUAGCUGAAUUUUGUCAUUUUGUCAUUUCACAUUCAAAGUUAUGGUCAGGAAACGAUCAUCUACUUUCAUGCAUACAUAACUAUGUUUGUAAAUAUGUCUCAUGUUGAUAUUGUUUUGUAAGUUGGAUUUUACAAAGAUUUUAAAUGACGGAAUGAAGUCGACUUUCA
Poecilia latipinna (sailfin molly) is the source of this 2362-nucleotide messenger RNA. RefSeq names its product zinc finger protein 740-like. Gene Ontology annotation, molecular function: DNA-binding transcription factor activity, RNA polymerase II-specific; RNA polymerase II cis-regulatory region sequence-specific DNA binding. NCBI's taxonomy places the organism in Eukaryota, Metazoa, Chordata, Actinopteri, Cyprinodontiformes, Poeciliidae. The record is from RefSeq and is a predicted model, not a curated record. The transcript has 12 exons. Bases 470 to 1675 code for a protein of 401 amino acids. Gene Ontology annotation, cellular component: nucleus; PcG protein complex; chromatin. Gene Ontology annotation, biological process: regulation of transcription by RNA polymerase II.